Molecule: messenger RNA, 972 nt
Organism: Pieris macdunnoughi
Lineage: Eukaryota; Metazoa; Arthropoda; Insecta; Lepidoptera; Pieridae
Source: the annotation of a GenBank genome assembly
AUGACAGAACACAAACGAACAGAAUCGAAACUAAGUGAAACAUUUCUUGCUUUUGAAAAAAAAUUAGGAUUUCAAAAUGAUGUUAAGUGGACAACAGCUAUUGCUUUAGUAUUAUAUCACUUGGUUGCGAUAUAUUGGUGUUAUAAUUAUGCUUUUCCAGUCAAAUGGCAAACUGUUUUAUUUGCGGUGUGUAUGUAUGUGUUUACGGGUUUUGGAAUCACUGGUGGAGCGCAUAGAUUAUGGACACAUAAGGCUUAUAAAGCAAAACUACCAGUGAAGAUAUUAUUGCUUCUUGCAUUUGCAGCCGCUGGCCAAAACUCCUUAGAACAAUGGGUGCGAGAUCACCGAGUUCAUCACAAAUACAGUGACACGGACGCAGAUCCCCACAAUGCAAACCGAGGCUUAUUCUUCUCACAUAUCGGCUGGCUGAUGUUGAAAAAAAACGACCAAGUCAUUUUACGUGGAAAGCAGCUGGAUAUGAGCGAUAUUACCGGUGAUCCUUUGUUGCGGUUUUAUAAUAGAUAUUUCUCGUACUUAAAAUUAUUAAUGUGCUUCAUCCUACCUAUUACAAUAUCAUUAUACUUUUGGGAUGAAAGUUGGCGAUGUGCUAUAGCGUGGCAGUGGUUCUUGCGGUUCCUUGGAAUGUUUCACAGUGAACUGACUGUCAACAGCCUGGCGCACACUUAUGGAUAUAAGACUUAUAAUAAAAAUAUAAUUCCACGUGAGAAUCGCUUUGUGGCAACAGUAACAUUAGGCGAGGGCUGGCACAACUAUCACCACGUCUUCCCUUUCGACUACAAAGCAGCAGAGCAUUUCGAUUUCUUUAACUUUACGUCAUUCUUCAUUCGAUGUUUCUAUAAAAUGGGUCUAGUCUAUGAUUUGAAAGAAGCCACCCCUGAUAUGAUCAAUGCCACAGCCAAGAGAUUAGGGGAUGGGACACCAGUACAUUUCCCAAUUUACGAAAAUAGUUAA